AUGAUGGAUGUCGGCCAAAAAUUGAACAAUGAGGAAUUGUCAGAAGCUAAAAGCGUCGACAGAAAACAGAAAUUAGCGUCUCAGCGGGUGAAUAUAUCUAUCUAUCUAUCUAUCUAUCUAUCUAUCUAUCUAUCUAUCUAUCUAUAUAUAUAUAUAUAUAUGUUCUCUUCUCUCUCUCUCUCUCUCUCUCUCCGUUUUCGUAUCUCCCUCUUUCUCUUUCUAUCUGUUUCAAGCCUAUCUAUCUCUCUUCUUCUUUUCUCUCUUCAUCUAUCUGUUAACAACACCCUCUCUCUCUCUGUGUUUCUAGUUGCUCGUACUAUCUAUCUAUCUAUCUAUCUAUCUAUCUAUCUAUCUAUCUAUCUAUCUAUCUAUCUCAGUCUGUUCAUACCUAUCUCAAUAUAUACAUAUCUAUCAAUCUCUCUCAAAUUAUUAAUAUCCACGUUUUCCCUUUCUCUCUCUGUUUCCCUUUGCUUAUAUCAUUCUGUGAAUAUUCCUCAUUCUCUCUUUUUGAAAUGCCUUAAUAUCUAUCUAUCUAUCUAUCUAUCUAUCUUUUUCAAUCCGUUCAUUAUUUUCUGUGAUCUAUUUUUAACGUUUUAUUACUUCAAAUCCAUCAAUACUGUCCACAUAAGAGACGUCCUCCUGACCCCAAAUCCUAAAAGUCUCUCCCUCUAG
Acanthosepion pharaonis is the source of this 672-nucleotide messenger RNA. Lineage: Eukaryota; Metazoa; Mollusca; Cephalopoda; Sepiida; Sepiidae. The record is from the annotation of a GenBank genome assembly.